AUGUCUAUUAAGGCUGAUACCGGGCCGAAAUUCUCGGGCCUUAUCGGGAAAGAACGCGGUGGACAGUAUGCAGCCUUCUCAGACGCUGGGUUCAUCGGUGUGGGAUAUCACAGGUGA
Parastagonospora nodorum SN15 is the source of this 117-nucleotide messenger RNA. RefSeq lists its product as hypothetical. The record is from RefSeq and is a predicted model, not a curated record. The transcript has 2 exons. The coding region runs from base 1 to 117 and encodes 38 amino acids. NCBI's taxonomy places the organism in Eukaryota, Fungi, Ascomycota, Dothideomycetes, Pleosporales, Phaeosphaeriaceae.